This is a messenger RNA of Globicephala melas (long-finned pilot whale), 2069 nucleotides long. It is a transcript of the gene VIPR2, whose product is annotated as vasoactive intestinal peptide receptor 2. Gene Ontology annotation, molecular function: vasoactive intestinal polypeptide receptor activity; peptide hormone binding; G protein-coupled peptide receptor activity. Gene Ontology annotation, cellular component: plasma membrane. Lineage: Eukaryota; Metazoa; Chordata; Mammalia; Artiodactyla; Delphinidae. The record is from RefSeq and is a predicted model, not a curated record. Gene Ontology annotation, biological process: adenylate cyclase-modulating G protein-coupled receptor signaling pathway; cell surface receptor signaling pathway.
GAGGCGGGAGCCGCGUCGCUGCGCACGGGCUGCCCGGCCCAGGUCCGUGCCGCGGAGCCGGGAUGAGGGCGCCCGCGCUGCUGCCGCCCGCGCUGCUGACCUGCUGCGGCUGGCUGCUCGCCCCAGUGAACAGCAUUCACCCGGAAUGCCGGUUUCAUCUGGAAAUACAGGAGGAAGAAACAAGAUGUGCAGAGAUUUUAAGGGCCCAAACAGAAACGUUCAAAGCCUGCAGCGGCGUCUGGGACAACAUCACGUGCUGGCUCCCCGCGGACGUCGGCGAGACUGUCACGGUGCCCUGUCCAAAACUGUUCAGCAACUUUUAUAGCAAACCAGGAAACAUAAGCAAGAACUGCACCAGGGACGGGUGGUCAGAGACGUUCCCGGAUUUCAUGGACGCGUGCGGCUACAAUGACCCCGAAGAUGAGAGCAAGAUCACGUUUUAUAUUCUGGUGAAGGCCAUUUACACCCUGGGCUACAGUGUCUCUCUGAUUUCCCUUACAACCGGAAGCAUAAUUCUUUGCCUCUUCAGGAAGCUGCAUUGCACCAGGAACUACAUCCACCUGAACCUGUUCCUCUCCUUCAUCCUGCGGGCCAUCUCGGUGUUGGUCAAGGACGACGUUCUGUACUCCAGCUCAGGGACUCUGCACUGCCCCGACCAGCCGUCCUCCUGGGUGGGCUGCAAGCUGAGCCUGGUCUUCUUCCAGUACUGCAUCAUGGCCAACUUCUACUGGCUCCUGGUGGAGGGGCUGUACCUCCACACCCUCCUGGUGGCCAUCUUCUCCCCUAGCCGGCGCUUUGUGGCCUAUCUCCUGAUUGGAUGGGGCAUCCCCACCGUCUGCACAGGUGCGUGGGCUGCGGCCAGGCUUUCACUAGAAGACACAGGUUGCUGGGAUACCAAUGACCACAGUGUUCCCUGGUGGGUUAUACGAACACCAAUUUUAAUUUCUAUUAUAGUCAAUUUCAUCCUUUUUGUUAGUAUUAUACGAAUUUUACUGCAGAAGUUGACAUCCCCAGAUGUCGGCGGCAAUGACCAGUCACAGUACAAGAGGCUCACCAAGUCCACCCUGCUGCUCAUCCCUCUCUUUGGAGUCCACUACAUGCUGUUCGCCGUGUUUCCCAUCGGCAUCUCCUCCAAGUACCAGAUACUCUUCGAACUGUGCAUCGGAUCCUUCCAGGGCCUGGUGGUGGCGGUCCUCUACUGCUUUCUGAACAGUGAAGUGCAGAGCGAGCUGGGGAGGAUGUGGCGGCCGACUCUGUGCCCCAGCCGGCCCUCCGGCCGGGACUGCAGGCUGCACAGCUUGUCCGGCUCGAGGAGCGGCUCGGAGGGCACCCUGCAGGUCCCCCGCGGCUCCCGCGCCCUGUCCUUCCUGCAGACAGAGACCUCGGUCAUCUAGAGGUGCCUCCACACCGCAGCCCGAGCCCCCAGCCAGGGGUGCCUGGGGUGAAUCGGCUCGGACCCACUGGAGCGGGCUUGGCGUAUCCCCCCCGUGGAACCGGCUUACCUUGUAACCGCCCGGGGUUUAAACCUAACGAUUGUUACACUCCAGCAUUUCGGUAGUUUUGUGCUUUAUGUUGUUUGGCCGUGCAGACAGACCCAUUUUCAAAGAGACCAGGAAAGAUCAAGGUGGCAGUAGCCCAGGACUUGGGUCCAGCGACUGUGGAAGAAAACAGGGGAUUUUCUGAUCUCAGUGCCUGUUCUCAGGGGGCACAGGCCUGGGCUGGGAUGCUGGCCCUGAGUGACGUGGUCACCCUUCCUCUGCAUGACCUACAUCGCCGGCCUCAGCCCCCAGGUCCCACAGGGCAGCCCCUUGUGUGCAGGACACACAGGCGCCCGCUGAGGGCUUCCGUGGAAUCCUCCCGCAAGCCCAGGUGGGCCCCGCCUGGCACAGUCACGCUCACACCGCCAUCCAGGCUCUUCUUUCUGUGCCGCUGCACUCGGUUCUCCAACCCCUUUAUGAUACUGGUCCCCUUUAACAAUGAGGCCACAGAGUCUUCGUUCUGAGGCAUCACAGACCUGAGCGCAAGUGCCAGCCAUCGGGAUGACUGGCUCCAGGGGGCGGGGCCUGGCA